CUUCUGAUGUGGCAUUUACACUUUACAGUGAUCGUGCAGCAGCAAACAGAGACACCAAGUCUAUCGUCCAGAUCUCACGGUCCAACAUUUAUUGCUUUGGUGACCCAAACUUCGCAGCACUGGUCUUCUGUGAUGUUGAAUGGACUAUUGAUGAGGGUGAGAGCUGGGCUGUGAUAGGGACUGGCUCGAAGCAAAAGAUAGCCCUUUUGCAGACACUCCUAGGUCAUCUACGCAUAACUCCUCCUCCGUCCUUACCCGGAGGACUAUUUCCUUUCUUCUCAGACCCUCCACAUGGCCCACACAACUGUGUGGCCUUUGUGUCAUUCGUGCAUCGGCCGCGCGCAGCAGGUGGUGCCUUCUAUGACUACACUUCUUGAUACGGCGCAGUCAGAGAAGAAGACUGCAUCACCCUUCAAGAAAGUAUGUUUGGAGAGCACGACUUUCUGAACGUCCAGUCAAAAGGUGGAAAGGUGAAGACUCCCGUUGAAAUUGCACAGGACGAAGUGAAGAAGGGCAUAUUUGAGGACCUAACUUCGAGACUAGGUCUUUCCUCCCUGUUGGGUCUACCUUUGAUAGCUUUAUCAAAUGGCCAGACGCAUUGAGCAUG
Messenger RNA from Suillus discolor, 607 nucleotides. RefSeq lists its product as uncharacterized. The transcript is spliced from 2 exons. The record is from RefSeq and is a predicted model, not a curated record. The coding region runs from base 423 to 602 and encodes 59 amino acids. NCBI's taxonomy places the organism in Eukaryota, Fungi, Basidiomycota, Agaricomycetes, Boletales, Suillaceae.